CAUUUUACGCACGGCACAAUCAAUUCAUUUGUACUGAAUUUCUCGAAGCGCUCAUCUCGCUAAAUCUACGGUGAUCUAUUUCAGGCGUAUCUGAUAGUACCAUAAACGCAGCUCCCGAUACCACGACAAAACCCGCUGAAGUAUAUAAAACCGUAGCUGAAGAUAAAUAUCUGGAAGGCAGUUCGAACAGUUCCGCAAAAGUCGACAUGGCCCAGGAUGAGAAGGUGGCCUCCACCGAUGGAGCUGACGAGCAGAUGUUGGGCUCCAACGGAGUGGAAGACAAGCUGGCCGAGCGUCGGGAUGAGGUCAAGUUCAUCAAGGGCGACCACCAAAACGGGGAUGCCAAGAUCGAUAUCGGAACAGUCAACGGGGGUAAGCCAGCUUUCACUGGCAUGAGCAAGGAGGAGCUAAUGAAGUAUGCCAACGACCCGUUCUGGGUACGUCUUCGCUGGAUUUUCUUCGUUGGCUUCUGGGCCAUUUGGGUGGGGAUGCUGGUGGGUGCCAUUUUGAUCAUCAUCGGAGCCCCCAAAUGUGCUGCCCCACAGCCAUUGCCCUGGUAUAAGAGCGGACCCCACGCCAAGUUUGCCAGUGUAGAGACGUGCAAGGCCCAAGAUGUACAGAUGGCAAAGAAAAUCGUCGCCGCUGGAGCUAUUUACGAGUUGCCAGCUGCUCUGACCUACGAGGUAAGAAAGCCCGAGGUAGAGGAACUGAUCAAGCAUGUGGUGAGCAUCUACCAAGGUAGCAAUACCAGGGUUAUUCUCGAUAUUACGCCCAACUACGCGGCCAGGGAGUCGCAGCUGGUGCGGGAUGCCAUUGCAAGCCCGGAGAAGCGGUCCGCUAUUGUUUACCAGAGCGGGGCAACCAGCAAACCCAACAACUGGCUAAAGGUGGGCGGCAAUCACAGUGCCUGGGAGAAGCUGGACGACGGCUAUGUGCUCUCCCAGUUCCAAGAAGGCUUCUACGACCUCAAGAUGAACAGCACCAUUGUAAGGAACGAAUUUGAAGGGGUCUUAAAGCAUCUGGUGGGAUUGGGCGUUCGAGGCUUCCGCUUGAAGAACACCAAAUUCUUUAUGCUCUCUGACGGUCUGCAGGAUGAGGUGAACUCGGCGGUCCCGAAGGACUUUAGUCUGGGAGCCAAUGACUACGGUUUCUAUGACCACCAGCAGACCACUUUCCAAUCCGGCCUGGGCGAUGUCCUCUAUGAUUACCUGGCCGUCGUAAAGAACGCCUCCGAAGAGGCUUUCCUUUCCGUUGCCGAGGACAUGAUCCAGCCGCAGGUCUAUCGGUUAAGCAAGGUUCCUCAAGCCUAUGGUGUCGACCUGCCCGUGUACGGGGACUUUGUAAAGGUGCUUAGCAAACCGAAGCCGGAGAAAUCGCUGCAAAAGGAUCUCGAGAACACACUCUUCCAAGCGGGCAACGGCAGCUGGCUUCAGUGGAACUUUGGAGACGUCUAUGUGGACACCCCGCAGGACCCAUCCGCUCUGGCCAUGUUCCUAUCCCUACUGCCCGGAGUGCCUGUGGUGGCUGUUGAUGCUGUGGAGUACCAGAAUGUGACCGAGGAGACCUAUAAGCAGAUCACAUCUCUCCGCAAAUCUGCAUCCUACAUGCACGGAGAGCUGAGACACUUCCAAUCCGAGCCGCUGGUGGCAUUCUCCAGGCAGAGGAUCAAGUCUGGAAACCCCGGCUACUUUGUCAUCUUCAAUCCCACCGACUCACCACAGAUUGGCAAUUUUACUGCCCACAAGAAUCUGCCCGAAAAGAUGACGGUGUCCUAUUUCAGCCAGAAUUACAACACCAACAUCAAGGAAUCCGACAAGGUGGCCCACUCGGCCAAGGUGAAUCUAACAGAGCUCAAGGUUGCUCCGCACUCCAGCAUCAUCCUGACCUAUGUGCCAGUGAAGUCGGAGUAAAAUACAUCACCAAUUACAAUAUUGCAUAAUGGAAUGUAUACCAAUUUUGUAUACAAAAAGAAACUUGCUUUGCUAACCAUUGAGAUUCGAAGCCACCAAACAAAGUUUAAAAAAUUAUUUGUUGAGAACUUCUCAGUUCUCUGCUUGUUCAAUCGCUUGCUAAUAAAAUAAAUACAAUACUUGCUUGCAUUUCAAAAAA
This is a messenger RNA of Drosophila rhopaloa, 2109 nucleotides long. It is a transcript of the gene CD98hc, whose product is annotated as neutral and basic amino acid transport protein rBAT. Lineage: Eukaryota; Metazoa; Arthropoda; Insecta; Diptera; Drosophilidae. Gene Ontology annotation, biological process: carbohydrate metabolic process; amino acid transport. The transcript is spliced from 5 exons. The record is from RefSeq and is a predicted model, not a curated record. The coding region runs from base 207 to 1910 and encodes 567 amino acids.